UCCAAAUUCUUUACUUCAUCAUGGGUGUUUUCACUUACGAAGCCGAAACCACCACCGUUAUCCCAUCAGCUAGGCUAUUCAAGGCCUUUGUCCUUGAUGCUGACAACCUCAUCCCAAAGAUUGCACCACAAGCCAUUAAGAGUGCUGAAAUCAUUGAAGGAAAUGGAGGGCCAGGAACUAUCAAGAAGGUUAACUUUGGCGAAGGCAGCCAAUUCAACUAUGUAAAGCACAGGAUUGAUGAGAUUGACAAUGCAAACUUCACAUAUGGCUAUAGCUUGAUUGAAGGUGAUGCUUUAACUGACAAACUCGAGAAAAUCUCAUACGAGAUUAAGCUAGUGGCAUCCCCAGAUGGGGGAUCCAUCUUGAAGAGCACCAGCAAGUACCACACCAAAGGUGAUCAUGAGAUUAAGGAAGAGCAAAUCAAGGCUGGUAAAGAAAAGGCUGCGGGACUUUUCAAGGCUGUUGAAGGCUACCUUUUGGCAAAUCCUGAUGCCUACAACUAAAGCAUGUUUUCAUUUUUGAGUGUUGCCUAUAUCUUUGAGUUAAAGUGAAUUUUUUAAUAUCCAGCCAUUAUGGCCUUGGACUUGCUAAUAUAUAAUAAUACGAUUUCUGGAGUUGUAAUUGUCUUUCUUUUGAUGUUCUAGUUUGGAAAAGUGAAAUGUCAAUGUUGUAUCACAUU
Quercus lobata is the source of this 679-nucleotide messenger RNA. RefSeq names its product major allergen Pru ar 1-like. NCBI's taxonomy places the organism in Eukaryota, Viridiplantae, Streptophyta, Magnoliopsida, Fagales, Fagaceae. Gene Ontology annotation, molecular function: abscisic acid binding; signaling receptor activity; protein phosphatase inhibitor activity. Gene Ontology annotation, biological process: abscisic acid-activated signaling pathway; defense response. Bases 21 to 503 code for a protein of 160 amino acids. Gene Ontology annotation, cellular component: cytoplasm; nucleus. The record is from RefSeq and is a predicted model, not a curated record. The transcript has 2 exons.